AUGACAACAGCUGCAGACCCACCCGACAUCAGCCAACUAUUUGCCUCAGUACAAAGUCAUCCAUUGCUAGCUCACCUCUCAUUCAACAACCUCGCCACCUUCCUUUGCUGUGCUAAGAUACUCAAGGAUGGCAUCCUCCAACCUCAGCCAUACAAUGUCUCCAUCUUCUGUGCCCCCAGUAUUCUUCCACAAAGUGUUACAGCCUUCCUUGCAGCCUCUCUUGACAUGUCAUUGGAUGUAGUUGGUGUCCUGUGGUCUUUUACAAAAGACAUUGUAUGGGAGCUCUUGAGCAGUGCUGAGGCAAGUGUGGAUGAUGAAGAUGCAUUUAGGACCUAUAGCCAUGAGCUAGGACUCAGUAAGGUUAAGAAGGAACCACAUCGCAUUGUUUUGUUCACUCACAGUGAGGGUGUGAAGCCUGGCUGGACAGUACACCUGAAAUGCCGAGAAUGCAAUACAAAUUAUCAGGCCAACUAUAGCGUUAAAGGUGCCUUCCAAACAUACUACCGAGGCAUGCCGCAGUACAUACAGGUCUCUGAUCAUCAGUUCAUUGAGCUACAGCUCACCAUGCACUGGAUGGAUCUGAUGCAGAUUGCUUACCUGCACGUAUCAGCUACAAACUGCACCAACCUAUAUGCAGUUGCCCAGACCUGUCGCAACCUUUGCAAGAAUGAUGAUCGCUGGCAGUUUGGCAAUGCUCUGACAACAGAGCAAGUCUGGGACUGUUUCAUGCUUCUUGCCCUGCUCGAUGAUCAUCAAUGA
Suillus paluster is the source of this 759-nucleotide messenger RNA. RefSeq lists its product as uncharacterized. The record is from RefSeq and is a predicted model, not a curated record. Bases 1 to 759 code for a protein of 252 amino acids. NCBI's taxonomy places the organism in Eukaryota, Fungi, Basidiomycota, Agaricomycetes, Boletales, Suillaceae. The transcript has 5 exons.